Pygocentrus nattereri (red-bellied piranha) is the source of this 3551-nucleotide messenger RNA. RefSeq names its product RPA-related protein RADX. Gene Ontology annotation, biological process: regulation of DNA repair. The transcript is spliced from 15 exons. Bases 52 to 2490 code for a protein of 812 amino acids. Gene Ontology annotation, cellular component: replication fork. Lineage: Eukaryota; Metazoa; Chordata; Actinopteri; Characiformes; Serrasalmidae. The record is from RefSeq and is a predicted model, not a curated record. Gene Ontology annotation, molecular function: single-stranded DNA binding.
UGACUACAAUUCCCAUCGUGCUUUGCUUUGUUAUUAUUCUACCAGUUCAAAAUGGCCGCGCCAUCGAGCCUCUCUGAUGGUUGUGCGCUGGAAAGAUGUCUAAACAGACUGACAGCCGCUUCUUCUCCUUCGCUUAAGGCUAAAUCACAAGCCGAGCCUCUGUAUAUGAUUUCUCUGGAGCGUUAUGGCAGAGACCCUCUUUUCGGCGUGCAUUUCCCGGACAGUAUCUCUGAGUCAGAGAGUCUGUUCGACGCUGUUCUGACUGACGGCCACUGCAGAGUGAAGGUGGCUCUGGAUCCCAGCCUCAACAAACUCAUCCACAGGAACCAGCUGCGCUGCGGCAGCGCUCUGAGAAACGUCGUGUUUUCAGCUGGAGGCGACGACAGCCAGGCACAGGGCAGGACUUUUACCGUCUGCAGCCUGGAGGUGGACAGUCUUUGCGGCGUGGACGCGGCCCUCCGCGCUCUCUCCUCAGUGACCGUUAGCUCUCUGCCCUGGCUGGGCUCUGAACCUAGCAGUCUGCCUCUGAGAGCCCGCAGGAGCACUUACCUCCCUCUGUGGAACAACCACGACUUCACCGGGGAUGUGUGGAGAGACACGCCUCCCUCUGAACACGGCGAAGGAGAAUCUGAGGAUGAAGCGGCAGAAGCUGCUGGCCGGCCAGUAUUGUCUCUAGCAGAGCUUCGUCGGCGCUUUCUAAAGGGCUCAACGCGACCAAGAGGCUCUCUUUGUGUGCGGAUUCUGCACAAGUCCAGACUCAUGUAUUAUGGGAAAGCAGAGCAGAGCUGUGAAUGCCCGUAUAAGGCUGAGCUACAGGUAGCGGAUGGCUCCUUGAGUGUGUGUGUGGUGCUGUGGAACACUGUUUGUUUAGACUGGUACCGCUGUCUGCAGCCUGGUCAGGUUCUGAGGCUGAGCCGCUACCGGGUCAAGGAGAGCUACAGCAGCCGCAGUGCACACAAUGCAGAGCCAAACAUUGAGAUCAGUCUCAACUCAAGAAAUCCCAGUGCUGAAGUCUCCAUCAUUCCAAAGCAGCAAGUUUCUCCACAGUGGAGUUUACCAAGCCUGCCUCACAACUUCCUCUGCGGAAAGGAGCUGCUAAGUUGUCCUCCUAGCAACAUCUGUGAUGUGAUCGGUGUUGUUACCUUUGUGGGUCGCCAAGAACGUGUUAGGAAGAAGGAUGGGCAGAGAACAGAAUUUGAAGAGUACCGAUGGCUUCGGUUGGAGGAUGGGACCUCAGAUCAGCCAAUCACAAUCAAGCUUUUUUCAACAUCACAGCCUGAAAUACAGAGCCGAAUCCAACCAAUGGCACUGCUUGUUUCUACUAGGCUCAAGCUAAUAAGAAAUACAGUUGGCAGAGCUACAGCCUUUGAAUACCUGACCAACACACCAAUUACCCAGGUGUACUGUACAGGUACUGGUUCCCACCCUGUCAUGCCGUACAGAAGACUCCGCCCAAUCAGGCAGUUCCUGCAGUGGCUGAAAGAGGUGGAUGAGGCCAGCAUGCUGGACAGGGCUGUGAUUGGGGGCUGCUUCAGUUACCCACCCCUACCUAUUUCCCUGCAAAGCUUCAUGGACAACAGAGGAGGGGAAGCUGGAUUUAUCAGUGGGGGAGAAAUGAAGCUGCAGUGUGACAGGCUGCAUUACAGGGAGAAGCGACGUUUCGCUGUUCUGUGCACCAUUACUGCAGCCUGCUACCACAGCAGAGAGGAUUCUGGGAGGAUGCGAUAUUCAGACCCACCAUCUGCCCAACUCAGCCCUAGAGUGCCAAGACAGAAAGAGAGUUCUGACCUUUUUAGGACUCCAACAAAACGGAAAUUGAUCUUCACCGCAGGCACAGCCAGCAGCGCCAGGAAGAGGUUGGCUCCACCUCUUCAGCAGGCAUCAACAGAGGAAGAUUUAGAGAAUGAGUUCUCUCUGUUUGAUGGAGCUUUGGAAUUUCUGGUUGGAGAAGAGGAGGAUGAUGACGAGGAUGACGAUGAAGAUAAUGAAAGUUUCUCCACUGCACCCACUAGCCCUAUGUCUUACCACCUUGGUUUAACCCGUGUUGCCAUGGAGACGUUGCCACGGAGCUUCUGUUAUGAACGACGGCAUGUCCAGGCUGCUGCUGUGGGAAUGCAGACCAGCAGCUUCCAUAAGCUCCUCCCACACAGAGAACUGGAGACCUUUAGCCCAGCCCACUGUUACACUGGCUACUUCACAUUAACAAUGAAAGCUCUGUCUGAUGGAGUUAUGCUGGAUGUUCUCUUCCUCCCUGCCACUCCUGGAAACUUGCAUUGGAGGCCCCUCCCCAUCACACAUGACAACACCUGGGAUUCUGUCCUGUCACAUGGUGGCUUUUCACCACAUGCUCCGCCCCCAACCCCAGCUGACUUGAUUGCCACAGCAACACAGCUGACUAAUCGGAGACUGGUUUGUGUGCUAGAGGCCUGUGCUCUGGGUGGAGACAAAGUGGAGCUUAUUUUAAACCGUGCCUUUCCUCUACGCAGCUGACCAAACUACAAAAGAAACUAGAAAUCAUUUUCCAGACACAAUACAUGUCACCUAUAGUAGUCUGCAAUCUAAGCAACAGAGAUACUGUGUCAGGUCCAUAUUUCUUGCUUUUGUUUUGGAUAUUUCUGUGUACAUACCUGUAUGUAAAUAUCAGAAAGUGCUAAAUGUUUAUUAGUAACAUCUUUAAUUUUAUUAUUAAAUGUCCAUAACUUUUAGCCUUCAGAUAAGUAUUCAGUUACUUGGUAUUCUGUUGAAAUCCAGAAUGAAAAAAAACAACACUUUGAACAGUUCAUUAGAGUAAAUACAGUACUGUGCAAAGGCCAUUGGCCACCUCUCAUUUAUUGAAUUUCCAGUGAAAAUGGCCAUCAGGUCUAUUCAUUCGGAAAAGUUGCUUUCAGUCUUUUAAAGAAAUCUGCAUGGAUAUUUUUCUACACCUUCAAAUUUCAGUUUUAGGAGUUGUUUGAUUUUUUUUUUUUUUUUUUUGUAAGCCAAAUUACAAAUUUAGACUCUUUGAGUCCGUAAAACCUUAGAACACAUCUCCAGUUUGUGUUCUAGUUAAAAAAAAAUUGUCCAUUUCCUUUUCUCAGUAAUGGCUUCUUGAGAGCUACACGUCCUUUCAGACUCAUAGCAUGGAGUUGUCUUACAAAUCUGAAAUAAAAGCAGAUAGAUUUUUUUCCUCUUUCACAAAGGGGAAAGCUUUAAGGACUGUUUAUCUGAUGGUGAGAGUGUUGAUGGUCUAACAGAUGUUGUGUUCUUUUUCUCUAGGCCUUUAAAUCAUUUUCUAAACUUCUGUUUUGGAGACUCUGAUUUUUUCAUGUAUUUUCCCUUUUUUCCUCUCUUCCCUUACAUAUGCAAGUGGAUUACUGUAUAUCUAAUCAUCUCAGAAAUGUUUUCCUGAAAAAUUAAUAAAUAACUAACUUAAUGACCAUUUCAGCUGGAUAUUGAAUGAACAGUGGUCUCUGACUUUUGCACAGUAGUAUAUGUUGUUAAAUGUAUUUGUUAAUAUUAAGACAUUGAUUAGAUUUAUUCAUUUAAUUCUUAAGCAUUUAGCGAAAUCUUUU